Molecule: messenger RNA, 2052 nt
Organism: Rattus norvegicus (Norway rat)
Lineage: Eukaryota; Metazoa; Chordata; Mammalia; Rodentia; Muridae
Gene: Tmem252
Product: transmembrane protein 252
Exons: 2
Coding region: 52-609 (185 amino acids)
Cellular component (GO): membrane
Source: RefSeq, marked provisional
GGGCUGGAAGCAGAGGAGUGGCAGGGUCAGACAGACUCCAGAAAAGAAAGGAUGCAGAACCGGACUGGGCUGGUGCUGUGCGCCCUCUCCCUGCUCACGGGCUUCCUGAUGAUUUGCUUGGGGGGCUUCUUCAUCUCCAGCUCCAGCUCCCACUCCCACAGGAAUCUGGUCGUGGCCUAUGUGCUUCUGCCUCUGGGCUUUGUGAUCCUUCUGAGUGGAAUUUUCUGGGGCACCUACCGCCAAGCAAACGACAACAAAGAGAUGUUCAACCACGUGCUUAGACAGCACCUUGCUUUCCAGGACCUGCCCCUGGCUACUGUAGACAGGCCUGACUUUUACCCCCCGGCUUAUGAAGAGAGCCUGGAUGUUGAGAAACAGGCUUGUUCUGCAGGCAGAGGGCUCCUAGGAUUUCCUCCUCCUCUGUAUACAGAGACAAGCCUUGAACCCCAAGACAAAGACAAAAAUGACCCACAACCAGAGGCCCCGCCACCCUACCCGGAGAACAUAGCAGUUGCAGCAGCUACAGUGAAGACACAGGAUGCUGAGGAACCGAGCACAGUGCUGAAGGCCGGGGCUGUUCUCCAGCUCUCAGAACUCGCCAGCUGCUGAGGAGAGAGCCUGGCCAGGGACUGGGAAGUUGCUCUGCCACCCUGCACUGGAGCAAGGCCACUAUGGGUUCCGGUGACUCAAGUUUAGCCUUUCCAGGCAGCAUGGGGCUCCAGAAGGGGAUAGCCACCAGCAGGAAGUGGGUGCAGGAAAUUCCCACAAAGCCCAACCUAGAUGAACCUUAGACCACAGAGAAGGGCCCUUCCACCUCCUUCCUAACCUCAUCACCUCAGCCUGAGCCUGGAGACACAUUGGCUGUGGGUUGGAUGCCAUAACCCUUCACACGCUGUGUCCAAAGAAUCAAAGGAAAGGAUGCUUGGGUGGCAGCCCUGGUAUCACCCCACUGAGUGGGCUCCCUGAGUGACACCAUCGCUCACACACACCAUAGAAGAUGUCUUAGGAACCUAGGAGUGUUGUUUUGUAUCAUUGUAUUUUAAUUAUGUGUGUCUUUUUCUUCUAUAUAAAAGAGACUGUAACAUUUGCUUCCAAAUGGUUCAAACACAAGGUGUUAUUUCCUAAAGAGGUCUUUCUACAAGCACACAGGAGCUCUUAUAGAUUCAGGUUGACCAGAUAGAAUACUUAAUUCAUGAUAGAGAGAAUCAAACAUGAGGUUGAUAUACAGCUUGCUAUAAAUCUUGUGCAGAUUAAAAUAUGUUUCUAUGCAGUUUUCAAAGAUGCACCCUCGCCAAAUUCAGAACGUGAGUGAUUAAAACUUGUAAGGCCACAUCUCUAGUACUAGGAUGAUUUUGGUGUCUCCAGAGAGAGAACUAGACUUCUAGGUUUAACCCAGUGGUCCCUCCCUGGUUUCAUUUUCUUUGUGGGAGGUUUUGAAGUCAGAGAACAUGCUGGUGGAAGGACGCCAGCAGGACACUCAGGGUGAGGCACUGGAACAUGGAUGAAGAUCUUCAUCUCCUGGCCUCCAAUUCUUUCCCUAGGGAGUGAGGUGUCCGUGUUAACAUCUAACAGUUACGCCAUGCCUUCCAAACAGCAGGUCCAAAGAGCCCUCCUGUACCCUUUGUUUAACCCUCACCCCAUCUUUACAAGGUGAGGGCUAUGACCAUUCCUAUUUUCACAAUGGGUUAAUUGAGGCUUCAAGACUUCAGGGACCAUGUUCAAGAAAACAGCGGCCUGAAGGAAGGCGAAGAACCCUGCAUUGAAUCCAUGACAAUGAGGGAAUGGCUAGAAGGAAGGCCAUUGGUGGUUGUUUAGCAGGAAAGCAAUCGUUUAUUAGCAGUGAAAUUUAUUGCUCCUUUCUUGUCAUUUCUUUUCAUCCCUCUGUAGGGCAAUUUCCCCUAUGGGUCUGAUUGGCCAGCAUUAGGAGACUUCGAACCAGAUUCACACCCAGAAUAGAUGGUUUUUGUACAACUGGGGGUUGGCUAAAGCGAAUGUUGAACUCGUUUUGUGUAAAUUGUGUUAGUCCAUAAGACAAUAAAUUUUGUAUUCAGA